UCUGCGUCAGACGAUAGUGAAGGUGUUGAAGCAGAAAGUUGUAGACGAGAAUUAGAAGAUCGAGCCCGCGUGUCUUUAGACAGAGCCAAGUCUAAGACCAUUGCCUUUGCUGUACGGGCAAAUGUCGGUUUUAACGGUUCCGUUGACGAUGACUCUCCGCUCCCUGGAUAUGCUGUAUCAUUUGAUUCGAAAAGUUUCUUGCAUGUCAUCGAAGAAUUUAAUGAAGAAUGGUGGAUCGGAAGAGUUGUCAAAGUUGGUGCUGGAUUUGGUUUUGUGCCUAGCCCAAUAAAAUUUGAAAAUUUGAAACUGCAAAGCAGUAUUACGUCCAUCAAAUCAAUUCCCAGAACUACUGCUAGGAGGAAUUCCCUGAUGUCAAAGAAGAGCUCACCUUACGACAUCGUUCCCAUAAUGCGACCAAUCGUUCUAGUUGGUCCAUCAUUAAAGCAAUAUGAAGUUACAGAUAUGUUACAUAAGGCCCUGUUAGACUAUUUGAAGCAGAAAUUCGCUGGAAGAAUUGCUUUUAUGAAAGUGACUGCAGAUUUUAGUUUAGCUAAAAAGAUGACGCCACAAGCCGCAAGUAAAAUUGCUGUAAUGGAAAAAAACAGUAAUAAAUUCUCAGGAUUAGUGGAAGUGUCCAAUACUGUUAAAAGAGUAUUUGAAAUGGCUAAGAAUAAUAUGCAGUUAUUGGUCCUUGAAAGUGAUGCAAUUAAUCAUCCCUCUCAAAUAUCGAAAACAAAUUUAGCCCCAUUGAUUUUUUACGUGAAAAUAGACAAUGUUAAAGUUUUACAACGGUUAAUCAAAUCUCGUGGAAAGAGUCAGAGUAAAUAUAUGAAUGCUCAGUUGGUUGCUGCAGAGAAAUUGCAAUUAUGUAAUGAGGAUCAAUUUGCAGCUAUUUUAAAUGAAAAUCUAUUACGUGAAGCAUGUGAACAUCUUGGUGAUACAUUGGAAGAAUAUUGGUUAGCUUGUCAUCCACCUUCGAGUGUCUCUCGCAAUCAAUCAGCUAACUGUUCACCUGCUAGAAGUCGACAUGAUACAUUGCAUAAUGUAUCAAGGCACCAAACACCUAAAAAUUCGCCUAAACUUCCGCAAAGACUGCAUAAUUUUCUUUCAAGAUCCUCUAGUAAUAAAACGUAA
Molecule: messenger RNA, 1134 nt
Organism: Trichoplax adhaerens
Lineage: Eukaryota; Metazoa; Placozoa; Uniplacotomia; Trichoplacea; Trichoplacidae
Exons: 11
Biological process (GO): regulation of voltage-gated calcium channel activity; neuromuscular junction development; calcium ion transmembrane transport
Cellular component (GO): voltage-gated calcium channel complex
Molecular function (GO): high voltage-gated calcium channel activity; protein binding
Source: RefSeq, a predicted model, not a curated record